This is a messenger RNA of Bubalus bubalis (water buffalo), 4028 nucleotides long. RefSeq names its product neuromedin U receptor 1 (gene NMUR1). Bases 930 to 2201 code for a protein of 423 amino acids. The transcript has 3 exons. Gene Ontology annotation, cellular component: plasma membrane. Gene Ontology annotation, molecular function: neuromedin U receptor activity. Gene Ontology annotation, biological process: G protein-coupled receptor signaling pathway. The record is from RefSeq and is a predicted model, not a curated record. NCBI's taxonomy places the organism in Eukaryota, Metazoa, Chordata, Mammalia, Artiodactyla, Bovidae.
GCUGGUGCGCAGGGGUAGGGGGACCAGGAAGGCAAGCGGGAGUGGGGAGGUCCAAUACCAGGCUAGACUUCGGUGUUCUUAUUCAGAAGGGAGUGUUGGCCCCUACAGGAGGUUUUCAAGGAGUGGAAUGCCAUUGUGGGGGGGUUCAGGAAGAUGGCUGGGUGGUGGGAGGCCACACUAGAGGGACAGUGGAGGUUCUUACAGCAGUCCUCGGGGAGGAGGCACAGCCAAGACCUGGACUUAGGGGCUGGAGGACCCAAAGGCAGAGGGGGUGAAGGGGGAGGGGGUGGAGACUGCUGUCCAGGGACUGAGAUAGACAGAAGGGGAGGAAUCCCAUGUGAAGCCUAGGAGCCUGGGAUAAGACCCUUUGAGGCUUGUUAAUUUGGAGGGGCUGGUGGGAUGUCCUUGGGGGUAAGUUUGAAAGGCAGGGCAGAAGAAGGUGGGAUCUGGAGGGACACCGUAAGAAGGGUUAUGCGAAGAGUCAGCAUCCUGGAACAUGGGGACAGAGAUGUGAGACCCUGAUCACUCCAGUGGCAUCUCUCUGAGGCUCAGUUUGCUCAUCUAUAAAAUGGGUUGCUGUGAGGGUUCCGGUGUUCCUGGAAGCGUCCCCCAUCAAACACUUGGAAACACAAUCGCUAUGGUUUGUGGCGUCCGGGGGGGCCCCCAGAUAAGUGUGUCAGGGUUCAGCCGUUGAGGGGGGCUAAGCUGGGCUGAGGGGACACCACUGCCCCCUGUUGGCUGUCUGGGCCAGAGCGCCCCUGGCCCCCGACGGGCGGGGCGACCUGCGGGCUGCUAGCGGGUUGGCCGCCUCCAGACUGCCAGUCGGCCCGCUCUGGCGCCGCGUCCGUCCGUCGAUCAGUGCGAGGACGCCCGGCCCGCGCUCGGCGAGUGGGCUCCCGGCCCCUGGGAUCCCGCGGGGCGCAGGCGGCAUGGUUCCUCUCUGUUUCAACUGCUCCAUCCUCCCUGGAGACAGGUCCCUGGGUGCAAGGAGCCCGGUGUCCUGCAAUGGCAGCAGGGCUCUGGGGCCCUUUGACCCCCAGGACUUGAACCUGACCGAUGAAGAGCUCAGGCUCAAGUACCUGGGGCCCCAGCAGACGGAGCUGUUCGUGCCCAUCUGUGUCACCUACCUGCUGAUCUUCGCGGUGGGUGCGGUGGGCAACGCGCUGACCUGCACGGUCAUCCUGCGCCACAGGGCCAUGCGCACGCCCACCAACUACUACCUCUUCAGCCUGGCCGUGUCGGACCUGCUGGUGCUGCUCGUGGGCCUGCCCUUGGAGCUCUACGAGAUGCAGAAUAACUACCCGUUCUUGCUGGGCGCCGGCGGCUGCUACUUCCGCACGCUGCUCUUUGAGACCGUCUGCCUGGCCUCGGUGCUCAACGUCACCGCCCUGAGCGUCGAGCGCUACGUGGCUGUGGUGCACCCGCUGCGGGCCAGGUCGGUGGUGACGCACGCCCACGUGCGCCGCGUACUCGCAGCCAUCUGGGGCCUAGCCGUGCUCUGCUCUCUGCCCAACACCAGCCUGCACGGCAUCCGGCAGCUAGAUGUGCCCUGCCGGGGCCUGGUGCCCGGCUCGGCCGUGUGCACCCUGGUGCACCCGAAAGCCAUCUACAACCUGGUGGUGCAGGUCACUGCGGUGCUCUUCUUCUGCCUGCCCAUGGCCACCAUCAGCGUGCUCUACCUGCUCAUUGGCCUGCGGCUGCGGAGUGAGAAACAGCUGAUCCCCAGGCAGGAGGCCAAGGGCAGGGCCAGGACAAGCGACAGCCGCAGGCUCCGGGGGCUGCAGGAUCGGGGUCGGACACAGGUGACCAAGAUGCUGUUUGUACUGGUCGUGGUGUUCGGGAUCUGCUGGGCCCCGUUCCACAUCGACCGCCUCAUGUGGAGUUUUGUGUCCCGCUGGACCGAGGGCCUGCUCCUGGCCUUCCAGUACGUGCACGUCAUCUCCGGAGUCUUCUUCUACCUUAGUUCGGCCGCCAACCCCGUGCUCUACAGCCUCAUGUCCACCCGCUUCCGGGACGCCUUCCGGGAGGCCCUGUGCCCGGGGACCCAGUGCCGUGGCCACAGAGCCCACCACAGCUCCUACAGCCUCAGCAGGGUGACCGUGGGCAGCAUCCUGGGUGACACGGGCUCCCCGGGCAGCCAGGCCCAGCCUCUGGCCGAGAACAGUAGCCCAGGGGGCCAGCAAGGGAUGCACCCCUCCUGAGAGGAGCCUCAUGCCGCUUCACCCCAAGGGGCCAGAAGGUCACACCCAGCUUUGGGGGGCCACACCUGCCUCUUCUGCAGGCUAUCCUCUGUCCCCCUACCCCACUUCAACCUAGUAACUCUGACUAGCACCUGACUACUGCCCCCACCCAUGUAUUGGAAGGAUUAUAAGGUUGCUGUCUGCUCUCCAGGCCCCUAGGCCUCCUGGUACAGCCCUGCCCUGGUAGGAACAUCAUGUCUGGUUAACUGGGCACGGCAAGACUUCAUCUGGGGGUUCCCCCACCCACCCCCAGUUUCUGAAGUGUUUCCGGGGCGGCCCUUCCUUUCCAUUUCUUGCUGAGCUUCCGGUUCUGGUCCACUCUGCCCCCUCUAGCUCUUGGUGCACCUGGGAACCUGCGACCUUCCUCUGACCCAACCGCUCCCUGGCCCCCAGUUGACUUACUCUGCUCUGGGAUUUCCACCUGGUGGAGCCGCUAGGUGGCAGGUGUGCCUGGGAUCCAGGGGACCUGCUUCCAAUCUCAGCUGCGCUGCCACCUCCUGUGCAACGCCCCCUCCCUGCUGUCCCCCGCCCCCGCCCGGCAUCAAGCAAAUUGCCUCUCCUUACAUGCCUGGGUCCCUUAUUUGCAAAACAAGAGGCCCUGACACUCGGGAGCGUCGAACUUUGGCACUUCAGCUGGUUUUCUGUGUGGGUGCAGAAGUCACUGCUGGUAACAGAUACCCUCAGAUUAACAAGGCGGAAAUUACCCUUCACAUCCUCACUACCUUCAACCCUUACUCCUGCCUUGACCCCUACAAGCUCCCCACCCCACCUCCUCCAGAGCCACGCAAAGAACAUUCUUUGUCCUAGAGAAAGUGAGACUUGGCACCGACUGAGGAACCACGUGUGUGAGCAGAGGCCCCUGCCUGCCUCCAUUCUCACCUCCUCAACAUGCUGGCCUGGGGGCCUGAGACGAGUGGAGCGUUGGGCCUGACUGGCCAGAGAAUCUCUGGGGACAAGAGACAUGGGCCACCCAAGGACAAAGGGUGCCCCGUGAGGACUGCUUGGGGCUCAGUGAAGUGAGAAGAGGGUGCAUGUGUGCUCAGUCGUUUCUGACUCUGAGACCCCACAGACUGUAGCCCACCAGGCUCUUCUGUUCAUGGGAUUCUCCAGGCAAGAAUACUGGAGUGGGUUGCCACGCCCUCCUCCAGGGGAUCUUUCUGACCCAGGGAUCGAACCGGUGUCUCCUGCAUCUCCUGCACUGCAGGCAAAUUCUUUCCUGCCGAGCCACUAGGAAAGCCCUGAGGUGAGAAGAGAGAUGGAGUAAGUCCGGAAAUUAAGCUCCAUCCUGAAUCCCCGUGGAUAGCUGGGUGCUCAGCCAGGACUCAGUUCAUGGCCAGAACUUGUCCUGCUACAGCGCCCUGCCCGUUCUCCUCCUGAGGGGGAACUGCAGCAGAAGGAACCCUGGUCUCCCUGGUGAGGGGCUGUAGGGCCCCUGGGUGCUACGGGGCUCUCCCUACAGACUCUCCCCAGCUCAGGCCCCUGGCCCCCUGACUGCAAAGUGGAGGAGAUUGUACAAAAUGUUCUGGGGUUUUUGAAAUUCAAUUUUAAAAACAAUACUCAUUUUAGAAAAUUGGAAAUUACAAAUGAGUGAAAACAAAAGCAAUUUAAAGUAAUUGCUAGGGGAUGGGGGGAGGGGAAAAUAGUUGUUUAAUGGGUACAGGGUUUCAGUUUGAAAGUUCUGGAGAUUGAUUGCAAACCAAUGUGAAUAUACUUGAAUAAUAUUGAAUUAUACACUUAAAUGGUUAAGAUGGUAAAUUGUAUAUGUAUUUUACUACAGUUUUUUUUUUU